GGGAUUUAAAUCUAAAAUGGCGUCAUCUGGCAUGAUACUAUCAUAAUCGAAAGCUUGCGUGCCCGGUAAUUUGGCAAGAAAAAACCGUUAAAACUCCAUCGCAAAUUGACAACUCCGCGUUAAAUCUCGCAGUUUUCAUCGCGAAAAAACGCGUGUGAUAUCGUGAAAAUGUCAAAAUCAGAGGAAGGAGGUGAACCCGGUGACAAUGGUGAAAACUCCAACGAGUCCUCAGGUGAAACAUCAUCGUCUCGUGGCGGUGACUUCGAGACUAAAUUGGAGACAGAUCGUUCCAAGCGUUUCGACUAUCUCCUCAAACAAACCGAGAUAUUCUCUCACUUUAUGACCAACAACCAGAAGGACAAAGCAGGGAGUCCACUGAAAGUGCGUCCAGGACGUCCACGAAAAGUUCAGCCAGAAGCCAACCUCAAACCCACAGACAAUGCCAGUGAUCACAGACACAGAAAAACCGAGCAGGAAGAGGACGAGGAGCUUUUGGCAGAGAGUAAUGCAAGUGUAGCACCCACAACACGAUUCGAGGCAUCACCCCAUUACGUUAAAUCCGGGGAACUGCGAGACUACCAGAUUCGAGGAUUAAACUGGAUGAUAUCUCUCUACGAAAAUGGAAUUAACGGAAUUUUAGCUGACGAGAUGGGUCUCGGUAAAACCCUUCAGACAAUCUCCCUCCUUGGGUACAUGAAGCACUUUAGGAGCAUCCCAGGGCCUCACAUUGUCAUUGUACCAAAGUCCACACUAGCCAAUUGGAUGAAUGAAUUCAAGAAGUGGUGUCCAACGUUACGGGCUGUCUGUCUAAUUGGUGAUGCUGAGACAAGGAAUACAUUUAUCAGAGACGUUAUGAUGCCAGGGGAGUGGGACGUAUGUGUAACGUCUUAUGAGAUGGUCAUCAAAGAAAAAUCUGUAUUCAAAAAAUUCAACUGGAGGUAUAUGGUGAUCGACGAGGCCCACAGGAUCAAGAAUGAGAAGUCGAAGCUGUCGGAGAUUCUUCGAGAAUUCAAAACAGCCAAUCGUUUAUUGCUGACUGGUACACCACUGCAGAAUAAUCUCCACGAGCUCUGGGCCCUUCUUAAUUUUCUCCUACCUGACGUCUUCAAUAGCUCUGACGACUUUGACUCCUGGUUCAACACCAACAGCUUCCUCGGGGAUAAUCAGCUCGUUGAGCGUUUGCAUGCAGUCCUGAGGCCCUUUUUACUGAGACGUUUGAAGGCCGAAGUAGAGAAGGGGCUGAAACCCAAGAAGGAGAUUAAAGUGUACAUUGGAUUGAGCAAAAUGCAGAGGGAGUGGUACACUAAAGUCCUCAUGAAAGACAUUGAUAUUGUCAAUGGUGCUGGUAAAAUCGAGAAGAUGAGGCUGCAGAAUAUCCUAAUGCAGCUGCGUAAGUGCUGUAAUCAUCCUUAUCUCUUUGAUGGAGCUGAACCAGGACCCCCUUACACCACUGACGAGCAUCUGGUUUACAACUGUGGUAAAAUGGUUAUUCUUGAUAAACUCCUGCCAAAACUCCAGCAGCAGGAGUCCAGGGUGUUGAUAUUCAGCCAGAUGACGAGGAUGUUGGACAUUCUGGAGGAUUACUGCCACUGGAGAAACUUCCAGUACUGUCGACUGGAUGGAAAUACAGCCCACGAGGAUCGUCAACGCCAGAUCAAUGAGUACAACGCUCCAAACAGUGAAAAAUUUAUUUUCAUGUUGUCAACUCGAGCUGGUGGUCUUGGAAUUAAUUUAGCAACAGCUGACGUCGUUAUUAUUUACGAUUCUGAUUGGAAUCCACAGAUGGAUCUUCAGGCUAUGGACAGAGCUCACAGGAUUGGACAGCAGAAACAAGUACGUGUUUUUAGAUUUAUUACAGAGAAUACUGUCGAGGAGAAAAUUGUUGAACGAGCUGAAGUCAAACUCCGGCUGGAUAAACUCGUGAUCCAGCAGGGGAGACUCGUUGAUGCCAAGCAGACAGCCCUUAACAAAGACGAGAUGCUGAAUAUGAUCAGACAUGGAGCCAAUGCAGUAUUUGCAUCGAAAGACAGUGCAAUAACUGACGAAGACAUUGACACAAUUUUGGAGAAGGGGGAGUUGAAGACCAAGGAAAUGAAGCAGAAGCUUGAGAGCUUGGGGGAGAGCUCUCUGAGGAAUUUCACAGUCGAUGCACCCACAGACUCGGUGUAUCAGUUCGAGGGAGAGGAUUAUCGUGAGAAGCAGAAGAUACUGGGUAUAGGGAAUUGGAUUGAACCACCAAAACGUGAGAGGAAAGCUAAUUACGCCGUUGAUGCGUAUUUUAGAGAGGCACUCAGGGUCUCUGAGCCAAAAGCUCCCAAAGCUCCAAGGCCACCAAAACAGCCCAUCGUUCAGGACUUUCAAUUCUUUCCACCGAGACUCUUCGAGCUUCUCGAUCAGGAAAUCUAUUAUUUCCGUCAAACUGUUGGUUACAAGGUGCCAAAAAAUCCUGAACUCGGGUCUGAGGCUGCACGAGUGCAGAAGGAGGAGCAGAGGAAAAUUGAUGAUGCUCAGCCACUCUCUGAUGAUGAGGUCACUGAAAAGGAAAAAUUACUUACACAGGGAUUUACAAAUUGGACAAAACGAGACUUCAAUCAGUUUAUAAAGGCAAAUGAGAAGUAUGGGAGGGACGAUAUUGAGAAUAUUGCCAAGGAGGUGGAGGGAAAAACUCCUGAGGAGGUGAUGGAGUACUCGGCUGUAUUCUGGGAGCGUUGCCAUGAGCUCCAGGACAUCGACAGAGUCAUGGCGCAGAUUGAGAGGGGAGAAGCGAAAAUUCAGAGACGUGCUGGAAUAAAAAAAGCACUUGAUGCCAAAAUGGCGAGAUACAGAGCACCAUUCCAUCAAUUGCGAAUAGCUUAUGGCACUAACAAAGGUAAAAAUUAUACUGAAGAGGAGGACAGAUUCCUAGUUUGUAUGCUCCAUAAACUGGGAUUCGACAAGGAGAAUGUUUACGAGGAGCUCAGAGCAACUGUCAGAUCUGCCCCACAAUUUAGAUUUGAUUGGUUCGUCAAAUCCAGAACUGCAUUGGAAUUACAACGAAGAUGCAAUACCCUGAUUACUCUCAUUGAGAGGGAGAAUCAGGAGUUGGAGGAGAGGGAGAGACAGGAGAGGAGGAAAAAGGGGGGAAAUGUUGGGACAAAACCGACUGGAAAGAGGAAGCAGGAGAAUUUACCAGCUCCACAGGACAAGCCGAGGAAAAAGAAGAAGUGAAAUCACCCAUUCGAUCGUUUACCUUUUUUUCUUAAUCUGUUCCUUAUGUCCCCUUCAUUAUGCACAGACUGGAAUUUUUCUACCAUUUUUACAUCAUCGGUUCGUUUCUCUCUCGAGAUUAGUAAAUGUAAUGUCCUUACAAAUCGAGGGAUUCAUCAUUUUUGUUAGGUAAUUUAAGUUGACGAUUGUGUGCGAGUAUUCAUCUCCAAUUCCUUAGAAAAUUCGUCAAAAUUUAAACAAUUAUAAUCGUCCCUUUCCAUAUUAUAAAAGGUAUUAAUAUUAUUUAUAACUGUCGGACUACACCGAUUUAAUAAAUUUCAACCGUGUUUAUUUGUAAUUUUACAAUG
Messenger RNA from Fopius arisanus, 3554 nucleotides. RefSeq names its product Imitation SWI (gene Iswi). Gene Ontology annotation, cellular component: nucleus; chromatin. The record is from RefSeq and is a predicted model, not a curated record. NCBI's taxonomy places the organism in Eukaryota, Metazoa, Arthropoda, Insecta, Hymenoptera, Braconidae. The transcript has a single exon. Gene Ontology annotation, biological process: regulation of transcription by RNA polymerase II; nucleosome organization. Gene Ontology annotation, molecular function: nucleosome binding; ATP binding; ATP-dependent chromatin remodeler activity. The coding region runs from base 169 to 3207 and encodes 1012 amino acids.